UACUUUUUAUCUCUAUCCACUUGUACCUACCCGCUCAUCAUGAACAAAAUCCUCAGCAGCACCAAGAAUCGCCUGAUGCUCAGUCUCAGCUACCAAAAAUUCACGUCGCUGCCAAACAGUCCACCGACGCUGGAUAUGGAUCCCGGAGUCUGGAGCCGGUUGCCGCCGGAGAUUCUGGAGCAUAUUCUCUCUUUCUUGCCGUUGAAGACAGUGAUGCUUCUCAGAUCAACUUGUAAGCUCUUCAAGUCUCUGAUAUACUCUCCGUCUUUCGUCUCCAAACAUUCAUCUACUCCUUCUCCUUUCUCCUCCUUCAUCUUGUUAUCUCAUGCUCAGUGCCAUAACCAUUUUCCUCUCUAUGAUUCUGUCGCCGGCGCCUGGAGAGAUCCGGCUAUUCUCCACUCAUUAUUUGUCCCCUCCUUCGAGCCGUUUAAUCUCCUCUCAUCCUCUAACGGACUCUUCUGCAUUUCUCUCCCUAGUUCGUCUUCUCUCGUUGUAAGCAAUCUCCUCUCGAGAUCUUCGAGGAUCAUUGAAUUUCCAUCUUAUCCGUUUGCGUUCGAGAUUGUCACUCUGGUUUCGACACCAGUAGGAUACAAAAUCUUCAUGCUCUGCUCAGAGUUCCCUUCCAAUUACGCUUUCGUGUACGAUUCAAGCACUUAUUCCUGGACCAGAUUCAAUUGUUCGGAGCCAAUCUUAUGCGGAAACAAUUACCAGCCAUGUGUUUGUUAUAAUGACUCUCUGUAUUUCACCACGGAGGAGCCUUUCUCGAUUGUUUGCUUCAAUCUGGAGAGCGGGAAAUGGUACAGACCGAGAAUCGAAUUGCCAGGGGAGCUUAUGUUUGGGAAAUUGGUGACCGGCGGAGAGAGGAAAGUGUACUUGGUGGGUGGAGAAGGGAGGAAUGGGAUUUCGAGGAGCGUGAAAGUGUGGGAGUUGAAUGAAGGAGGGAUGAAUUUUGUGGAGAUCGAAAGGAUGCCAGCGCUGAUGUGCAGGAAAUUCAUGGCGGUUUGUUAUCAUAAUUACGGACAUGUAUAUUGUUUUUGGCACGAGGGGAUGAUCUGCAUUUGCUGCUAUACAUGGCCAGAUAUCUUGUACUACGAGGUUGCAAUGAGAAGAUGGCAUUGGCUCCCUAGGUGUCCGUCACUGCCCUACAAAUGGAGCUGUGGCUUUAGGUGGUUUUCCUUUGUGCCUAAUCUAUAUGCUUUGGCAUGGAAUCCAUUUUGUGGGAAGUCAAUGAUAACCGUAGACCAUGCGCAGGUAAUGUUACAACUUAAAACUCCAAUAGUAACCAAGAUUUAUUACUUACAGAAUCUACAAAUCUAAUCUAUAAAGCUAAAUUGUAAUGCUUAUCGCAUAUAAGUCAUCCUAUCAUUUAUUAUUAAAAUGGUAAAGUACCAGUUUCGCACUUGUGAUUUCAGCUUACUGCAGUUUAAUCAUGGUGAAUUUUUUUAUGCCAACUUAGAAUCAUGAGGUUUUUUUGUCAGUUUAGAGAAGCUUGUUUCCAGAGACAAUCUGCAUAUUCCUAGGCUUCUAAACAAGUACCUACAAUUAGAGAGAAAGAAGGAAGUAACAAAAUAAUAGCCUGAAAAACUAAUAAGGUCAUGUAAAAUACCCCAAAAAAUUCAAAUCAUGAACCCCUGAAUUUAAAGAGAGAGAAGAGAGAGAGAGAGAGACCACGACAAUAAAAUUGCCAGAAAGCCAAACCACAAAGGGUAGAACUUCAAAUUACCCUAAUUAAAGUGCGCAUAGCUUAUU
Messenger RNA from Carica papaya (papaya), 1749 nucleotides. The record is from RefSeq and is a predicted model, not a curated record. NCBI's taxonomy places the organism in Eukaryota, Viridiplantae, Streptophyta, Magnoliopsida, Brassicales, Caricaceae.